UCUCUGGCUCUCUCUCUCGCGGAGACUUUGAAUUUUCUCUCUCUUUUGAUAUUCGAGUGGGAGAGAGAAAGAGAGAAAUAUAUAUAUAUAUAUAUAUAUAUAUAUAGAAACCCCCAAUCUACUAUCAUUCGCGUUUCUAAGCUGCCCCUGAAAGAUCGUUUUUUUUAGGGCUUGUCUUCACUGUAAGUCGAUUCCUCGUUUUGGAUAUACAAGUUGAGAGAGAGAGAGAGAGAGAGAGUUGGAGAUACAGAAGGAAGGAAAUCGACAUUUGUGGGGUAUAUCAUGAUGCCUGAUGGGUAUUCCAGUUCCAAGAAGACUGAUGAUAUCCGUGAAGAUGUUUGUGGCCAGCAGGCAGCCUGUGCGGCACUGAGUAUGACUCGACUCCGAUGCAUUCUGCGAGGUGUGGAUUUGAAGACCUAUUUAUUUCUGCUUGUGAUUGUGCCUAUAAGCAUACUUGGUAUCUAUUUCCAGUCUCAGAAGAUUACAUGCUUCCUACGCCCGCUAUGGCAAUCUCCUCCAAAGCCAUUCGUCAAUAUCCCACAUUAUUAUCAUCCAAAUGUUUCGAUGGAGAAUCUUUGCAAACUUCAUGGUUGGGGAAUUCGCAAAUAUCCCAGGCGAGUCUUUGAUGCUGUUGUAUUCAACAAUGAAGUGGAUAUACUUACAAUCAGAUGGAAAGAGUUGGAUCCUUACAUCACACAGUUCAUUCUUCUUGAAUCGAACUCAACAUUUAGUGGCUUGCCCAAGCCAUACUUUUUUGCAACCAAUCGUGACCAGUUCAAAUUCAUGGAGCCUCGGCUGACUUAUGGGACAAUUGGGGGGAGAUUUAGAAAAGGUGAAAACCCAUUUGUUGAAGAAGCUUAUCAAAGAGUUGCAAUAGAUCAGCUCCUUAGAAUAGCAGGUAUACAAGAUGAUGAUUUAUUGAUUAUGUCUGAUGUUGAUGAGAUCCCCAGUGGGCACACAAUCAAUCUCUUGAGGUGGUGUGAUGACAUACCUCCGAUACUUCACCUCCAUCUGAGAAACUACUUGUACUCAUUUGAGUUUCCUUGGGAUCAUAGGAGUUGGAGAGCUACGGUCCAUAGGUAUCGUAUGGGUAAGACUAGAUACGCACACUUUCGUCAGACUGACUACCUCUUGUCAGAUGCGGGGUGGCAUUGUAGCUUUUGUUUUCGCCGUAUCAGUGAAUUUAUAUUCAAAAUGAAAGCUUAUAGCCAUAACGAUCGUGUGAGGUCCCCUCAUUUCCUGAACCCUAAACGAAUCCAAGAUAUAAUUUGCAAAGGGACCGAUCUCUAUGAUAUGCUUCCCGAGGAGUACACGUUUAAGCAGAUCAUUGGGCAGUUGGGACCUAUGACUCAUUCUUAUUCAGCAAUACAUCUUCCUGCAUAUUUGUUGAACAAUGCUGACAAGUACAAGUAUCUUAUGCCUGGUAACUGCAGAAGAGAAAGUGGCUGAGUUUCUAGGGAAUUCUCAAACUUUCUUUUGUGGAUUUUUGAGGUGCUAUUUUUUGUUGCACAGUGGAGGCUCCAUUGGAUUGUUGAUGACACUGGUGCGGUGCUAAUACUAGUAUGUCUUAUUUCGAUCCAACAAAAUCUAGGUCAUUCUUUACAGAGCUUCUUCAAGGAUUUGGUUGGUUUUUGGAUUGAUGCGGUGAAGAUUGUACUUUUGUUUUUCUCUUUCUGGUCUUAGGUCUUAUUCCGGAUGGAGGCACAUGCUCGAGAGCGUGUGGUCGACAAAAGGAUUGAAUGACUUUGGAGCAUCUCUAUGGCUUGAUUUCCAGAUUGUAUUAGAGUAGAAUGACAUUUACUUUGGGAUUUUCUAGCUAGGGAGUCUGUUUCUUUCUUGUUUUCUUUUGACAAACCUAAUUUGUUCGUAUAUACAGCCAACUUAUGGUGUUGUUUAUUUGUACCAUCUAAUUGUUGCUUAUCUUCUAUUAAUUGAGCAAUGAUAUUCGCACUUGACUGACGUUUAGCA
Messenger RNA from Camellia sinensis, 1968 nucleotides. RefSeq lists its product as uncharacterized. The record is from RefSeq and is a predicted model, not a curated record. Gene Ontology annotation, biological process: N-acetylglucosamine metabolic process. Gene Ontology annotation, cellular component: membrane. NCBI's taxonomy places the organism in Eukaryota, Viridiplantae, Streptophyta, Magnoliopsida, Ericales, Theaceae. Gene Ontology annotation, molecular function: beta-1,4-mannosylglycoprotein 4-beta-N-acetylglucosaminyltransferase activity.